Molecule: messenger RNA, 1568 nt
Organism: Daphnia magna
Lineage: Eukaryota; Metazoa; Arthropoda; Branchiopoda; Diplostraca; Daphniidae
Exons: 4
Coding region: 311-1423 (370 amino acids)
Source: RefSeq, a predicted model, not a curated record
GCCAAUAGUAGAUUUAGUCUCCGAUUGGACUUGACUCUGAACAGUUCAGCUCCUGCAAUACUUAAAAAAAAGGAAGAGCUGGUCCGCCAACGUAACUCUUCGAGAGACAUCUCCAGCUCAACACUCAAGUCCAUUCACCUGGGCUGUAGUAUGUUCUGGUACAACUGAUUCAUCUAGUUGAAACAUUUUUCACUAGUUAUAGUCAACGUCCUACUGCGGAUUAAAACUUGAAAAAAAAAAACAAAAACAAAAACGAAAAGUAUAGACAACUUUGAAUUCCGGUUGUUCAUCUUAUUUAUUUCGAGACGCGAUGCGUGCCCCGGCAAUCGUCUGUCUCCUCUUCUUGUUGACGAGCUCGGCGUUUGGACUGAGGGUGAGCCAGCAGAGCAGCAAGAAUCAACAUGACGAGAAACUGUCCAUCGGAGCAUCUUGUCUGGUUAGCUGGGAGUGUUUCAGCAUGUGUUGCACACCCUUGCCAUCCAACCAAGUGAUGCAAGCCGGACAGGUUGCGUCUUGUACGAUUCGUGACGAUAGCGUCCGCGGCGAAGCUCAAUGCAUCCAAAGUCCCGAUGAAUGGGACGAAUCGGUUGGGCUGAUUGAACGGAUUGGCUUAGCCAGCCGACUCCAGCAGCUAAAGACCAUCUCGAAGAUCAAGAAGAGGAUCAUCGUCAAUAGCAACAGGCUCAGAAAUAAUGGUAGCAUUCUACCUGUAAAGCAAUCGAAUGGUGGUCGACCAUUGCCCGGUGAGCUGGAAUAUCCCGGUCGACGACCUAUUUUCAAUCAACCGAUCAAUGACCCAACGGCAGCUGCACUCCAGACUUGGCAACCGAGCGAUGAUUUACCGUCUUACAGCAAAGUGUCUUACUUGAGCCUGCAGGAGUCACUGCCGAUGAUUAAGAAGAAAUUCCAGGCAUCUUUGAACGCGAGUUUGACCCGAGAUGCUACAACCGUUGCGCCCGAUGUCGAUGCCGAAUUCGCAAACACUGAUAUCGACACUGCUGCCCUGAUGGAAGAACUUCUCAGCCUCUCCAACGAAGACAAUACUCCGGUCGUCAUAUCGCCCUUUGGUCCUUCUGACUCGCUAACUACACCAGAGCCGGAAUCAAACACGGAAGUCUCCGGACAGACUUCCGAUUCGCUGAAUACCGUUUCGCCGUUUGAUGUAUCUUCAUUUCCUUUCGUCAUCUCAUUUUUGGAUGACGGAGUCACCAACUUCGAUGAAGGAGGAUCUGAAACGGUAGGAACGACAACUGAAUUUGAUGCCUCAUCGAUGAGCACUCUCGAAGCUGAGGUUACAACCAGUUCUCAACCGAUUAGCAGUGAGCAGGUCACGACGUUGGACGCAGCUAGCUUCUCGACGGAAGCGACGACCCCUUACAUCCACAAUUCAAGAUGUUUUCUCGUCGCCGGCCGACGAAACUAACCCGGUAGAUGCGUCGCCUUUACCCGCUCUCUCUACUACUAACCCUAUCGAUAACAUCUCUUUACUCACUGUCUCUACAACUGCACCGUUUAAUAAUCAGACCACUAUACGAGACGAGACGACUACUAUUGUAGGACUCGAUGGC